Fusarium odoratissimum NRRL 54006 is the source of this 240-nucleotide messenger RNA. RefSeq lists its product as uncharacterized. The record is from RefSeq and is a predicted model, not a curated record. The transcript is spliced from 2 exons. The coding region runs from base 1 to 240 and encodes 79 amino acids. NCBI's taxonomy places the organism in Eukaryota, Fungi, Ascomycota, Sordariomycetes, Hypocreales, Nectriaceae.
AUGCCAUUACUUCGAGCCAGUCUCGCUGCUCCACGGCGUCUUCUUCCAGCCAUGGAACCCGGAUUCUGCGCACAGUGGCAGUCCCACCAGAAGAGAUCACGCCUGUUCACAAAGCUCGACUGGGAGCUUCGAUGGCGUAUAUAUCGGGAGUUAUUUGGUCGCUCCCGAGUUCACGUUGCUCUCUCUGAGUCCAAAGACUCGAACAAAUAUCUCUAUCAUCCUAAACCAACGGGUUACUGA